AUGGAGAAUUAUCAGAAAAUCGAGAAAGUCGGAGAAGGAACGUACGGCGUCGUCUACAAGGCCCAAGAGGUCAACUAUCCAAGCCGCAUCGUCGCCCUGAAGAAGAUCCGACUCGAAGGCGAAGAUGAGGGUGUGCCGAGCACCGCAAUCCGAGAGAUCUCCCUCCUUAAGGAAGCGAAACACCAGAACAUCGUGCAGUUGCUCAACAUCGUACACGUCGAUGACAAUAAGCUCUAUCUCGUCAUGGAGUUCCUCGAUCUCGACUUGAAGAAAUACAUGGAAUCCCUACCUGUCAACGAGGGUGGCAGGGGCAAGACCUUCCCGGGCGGAUCGAAGAACAGCGCCAACCUGGGUCUGGGAGACGCCAUGGUGAAGAAGUUCAUGGCCCAAUUAAUCGAGGGUAUCUUCUAUUGUCACAGCCACCGCAUCCUGCAUCGGGACUUGAAGCCACAGAACUUGCUUAUCGAUCGUGAGGGUAAUCUGAAAUUGGGUGAUUUCGGUUUGGCUCGAGCCUUCGGUGUCCCCUUGCGGACGUAUACCCACGAGGUGGUCACUCUGUGGUAUCGCUCCCCGGAAAUCCUACUCGGUGGUCGUCAAUACUCCACCGGUGUCGACAUGUGGUCCAUAGGUGCAAUCUUCGCCGAGAUGUGCACGCGCAAACCACUAUUCCCCGGUGACUCGGAAAUUGACGAAAUCUUCAAGAUCUUCCGACUCCUUGGUACCCCCGACGAUGAGACCUGGCCCGGCGUCACCUCGUUCCCCGAUUACAAGUCCAGCUUCCCCAGGUGGAAGCGUCCCGAUGGCCCUCUGGUGCCAGGAUUGGAGCCAGCUGGCUUGGAACUCCUGGAGGCUCUCCUCGAGUACGAUCCCGCACUCCGACUUUCUGCAAAGCAAGCUCGUCAGCAUCAUUACUUCGAAAGCAACAGCUCUCGCCCCUCAGCCAGAGCCUAA
This is a messenger RNA of Penicillium salamii, 951 nucleotides long. NCBI's taxonomy places the organism in Eukaryota, Fungi, Ascomycota, Eurotiomycetes, Eurotiales, Aspergillaceae. The record is from the annotation of a GenBank genome assembly.